Messenger RNA from Carlito syrichta (Philippine tarsier), 3071 nucleotides. RefSeq names its product exonuclease 3'-5' domain containing 2 (gene EXD2). The transcript is spliced from 8 exons. Bases 1 to 1863 code for a protein of 620 amino acids. Gene Ontology annotation, biological process: nucleobase-containing compound metabolic process. The record is from RefSeq and is a predicted model, not a curated record. Lineage: Eukaryota; Metazoa; Chordata; Mammalia; Primates; Tarsiidae. Gene Ontology annotation, cellular component: nucleus; cytoplasm. Gene Ontology annotation, molecular function: 3'-5' exonuclease activity; nucleic acid binding.
AUGUCUAGACAGAACUUGGUGGCUUUGACAGUGACCACCCUUCUGGGUGUGGCUGUGGGGGGGUUUGUCCUCUGGAAAGGCAUCCAGCGUCGGAGGGGUAAAAGCAGUCGGGCCACCCAGCAGCAGCUGCAGGAGGGGCCAGGCAGUCGUGAGCCACCCCCUGCGAAUGAGGCCCAGCUGCCCCCCAGUGCCCCCCAGGCCGCGUGGCAGGAGCAGCUCCUCCAGGCAGAGGUGGUGACGGUGUCUCAGGAGGCCGAGUGGGAUCACGUCGAGUCCUUGCUUAGACGUGAGCUAGAAGAUCUUCCAGUGCUUGGCAUCGACUGCGAGUGGGUGAAUGUGGAGGGCAAAGCCGGUCCUCUGUCACUUCUACAGAUGGCCUCCCCUAGCGGCCUCUGUGUCUUGAUUCGCUUGCCCAAGCUGACCUGUGGAGGAAAAACACUACCAAGAACGUUACUGAACAUCUUGGCAGAUGGUGCCAUCUUCAAGGUUGGAGUGGGCUGUUUCGAAGACGCCGGCAAGCUUCUGCAGGACUAUGGCCUCGUGGUCAGGGGGUGCCUGGACCUCCGGUACCUGGCCAUGCGGCAGAGAAACAAUUUGCUCUGUAAUGGGCUUAGCCUGAAAUCGCUUGCGGAAACCAUUCUGAACUUUCCCCUUGACAAGUCCCUUCUCCUUCGCUGUAGCAACUGGGAUGCCGAGACCCUUUCAGAGGACCAGGUAACGUACGCGGCCAGGGACGCCCAGAUUUCAGUGGCUCUCUUUCUUCAUCUUCUUGGAUACCCUUUCUCUAGGAAUUCACCCAUCGCAAAAAACGGUGACCACAGUGGCUGGAGAAAAGCCUUGGAGAAAUGUCAGGAUGUGGUUGACAAACCCUUUCGAAGCAAAGGAAUUAGUGGCUUGGGAGAAGAGGUUCAAGGGGAGGCAGCCGAGUCUCAGCAGAAGACCAGAAGUAAGAAGUCUAAGGCCGAUGGAGGGGCAUCCAGCAACCACCAGGGGAGAGACCCCCGGAAGCACAGACGGAAGCCCCUGGGGGUGGGCUACUCUGCCAGGAAGUCACCACUUUAUGAUAACUGCUUCCUCCACGCCCCUGAUGGACAGCCCCUCUGCACUUGUGAUCGCAGGAAAGCUCAGUGGUACCUGGACAAAGGCAUUGGAGAGCUGGUGAGCGAAGAGCCGUUUGUGGUGAAGCUGCAGUUUGAACCUGCGGGAAGGCCAGAUUCACCAGGAGACUAUUAUCUGAUGGUUAAAGAGAACCUGUGCGUUGUAUGUGGCAAGAGGGACUCCUACAUCCGGAAGAAUGUGAUUCCACAUGAGUACCGGAAGCAUUUUCCUGUCGAGAUGAAGGACCACAACUCCCACGACGUGCUGCUGCUCUGCACCUCCUGCCAUGCCAUCUCCAACUACUAUGACAACCACCUGAAGCAGCAGCUGUCCCGGGAGUUCCAGGCACCCAUCGGCUCUGAGGAGGGCUUGCGCCUGCUGGACGACCCUGAGCGCCGUCAGGUGCGCUCUGGGGCCCGGGCCCUGCUCAACGCGGAGAGCCUGCCUGCUCCCCGCAAGGAGGAGCUGCUUGGGGCACUCAGAGAGUUUUAUGGCACAGACACGGUCACAGCUGAGAUGCUCCAAGAGGCCGCCAGCCUGGAGACCAGGAUUUCCAAUGAGAACUACGUUCCCCACGGCCUGAAGGUGGUGCAGUGCCAUGCCCGCGGCGGGCUGCGCUCCCUCAUGCGCCUGGAGAGCCGCUGGCGCCAGCACUUCCUGGACUCCAUGCAGCCCAGGCACCUGCCCCAGCAGUGGUCGGUGGACCAUAACCACCAGAAGCUGCUCCGGAAGUUUGGAGAGGACUGUCCCAUCCAGCUGUCAUGACAUCCCAGCUGGGGCAGGGAGACUGGACCCAGGCCGACGUGGCACCUCUUCCUGUUGCCUGCAUCACUAGUUGUCCGGACCAGGUGACACCACCUGGAGCAUUGCCCUGCACUGAUUCCCGGGUGCUGCUGGUGGAGCAGGGUUGCUGUUUUAAGGGCAUGUGUGAUUUGGGAUUUUAACUGGGUAGGGUCUUUUUUUCUUCCUCUCUUAUUUUGUCUUUGUGGACAAAAGAGGUCCUGGCCUUUAUUUUUACUCCCUUUCUUCUAUUUUCCCUGGGCAGAGGAAGAAUGAAGAAUUUUCCCUGAACUGACUGGUCAAUACUUCCUGAAAAGGUUUUUAAUGCAUCUCUUCCCUGUCAUUCCAUAGGUUCGUGUCUGGGAGAAGGAGUCCAGUGGAUUAGGAGAGAUUAGGAGGAGAGAAAGACUUCUUGGGGCUGGAGAAGUGAGCGAGGGCUCAGAUUCAUUUCCUCGAAUGGCCGUUUUCUGGCCUAGUGUGCCCUGUAACUCACCGGCUGGAGCCAUGCAGUCUGCCAGCCUCAGCUGAUUUUAGUCUUGAAAAUGCUCCUGCCUUUGCUCAUCCAGGGCCGAAUGGGGAAGUCCUGCCUGUGCCGCCACCCUGACCUGGGGUAGCCUUCUCUGGAAACAGGCCUUGGAGCUGGGUGGGGCGGAGGAGCACAAACCUCACCUCCCAUAGGUCGUGGAGGCCUGGCCUGGUUCCCCGCAGUGCUGUUUGCUGUUGGCUCCUUCCUCUCCUGCCCCAGGUUUCUAGCUUAGUCCUCUCUGAGGGAAAGACGACCUUUGCUCAGAAUCACUGUCAGCUCCCCUGUGUGCUGUGCUUAUCAGGUGUGCAGUGCUGGUCCCACCUAAGCACUUAGUUGGCUGCCAGGGUCACCUGGUCAGGUUGUGUCAUGAAGGCUUCUCCAUCUCCUCUGAAGCCUGGACCCCAAGAUUAACCAGACACACCCAGUGUUCAAGAGGGGAUACAACUUCAUUUUUGAGAAGGCCAGGCUGCCACUUUGAGUGUGAGACCAACUUGCUUAUGAUAAGUUUUUUUCUAAAGUAUUAGGAAAACUUUAUUUUACAAGAUUUUAACAAGCUUACAAAAGAAUUUUAUGAGCAGAAUCCAACAAGAGCUCUAUUUUAGAAUUGUGCCCAGCUAGCAAUGGUUGCUCUAACAUUGAUAAAUAAAACUUCUAAGCACAAGGCUCA